AUGUCGUGUCCUCAAAGUGCAUUGGCUCGGAUCUCAGUUGUAUCAGGAUAUUUCUCCUUUCUGACGUCUUUCAUAGCCCAAAUUCCUCAAGUUCUCGAAACGUAUGUGGAUAAAACAGUCGAGGGACUCUCACCACUUUUCUUGCUAGCAUGGCUGGUUGGAGACAUCACGUCACUAGGCGGAGCGAUUCUGACAAACCAGCUGCCCUUUCAGAUCAUUCUGGCAAUCUACUUUCUAAUCAACGACCUCUUCAUUUGCGGUCAGUACUAUUACUACGGAGUUUUGCACGGAAAUAGACUUGCAACACCAGGUCAUGAACAUAUGGAAACGGAUGAAAGAAUAACAUUUGUGAGAAGCAGAAGCUCAGAUGUACGUAUAGAACCCAAUUUGAAUCAAAGAUCGUGGCUAGCAGGUUUGUUGUGGUUCAGUACGGGCGCAAGAGGAACAGCUCUGGAAGACAAAUUUCAUUUUGCCAGUACCAAUUCUACAGCUGCAACCCAAGCUGGUGUGGUGCUAGCAUGGGCUGGAGCGCUUUGCUACGUGGGGGCCAGAAUCCCUCAGCUGUAUAAAAACUACCAACGGAAAUCUACCGAUGGACUUUCACCCUUCCUGUUCAUCAACACGCUGCUUGCCAACACUACUUACAAUGUGAGUAUCUUCACAAGCUGCAAGUUUUUGGCAGACACGAACAAAUGGGAGUUUGUGAUGAACGAGCUGCCCUUUAUUGUCGGAAGCGCCGGCACUGUGCUAUUUGAUUUGGCCUAUUUCUAUCAGCACUAUGUGUUGUAUGCGGAUGAUAUGCAUUUGAGAAGGCUAGAAACGCAUUUGAGCAACGAUGAAACGACGGCUUUGCUAUAG
Molecule: messenger RNA, 858 nt
Organism: Lachancea sp. 'fantastica'
Lineage: Eukaryota; Fungi; Ascomycota; Saccharomycetes; Saccharomycetales; Saccharomycetaceae
Source: the annotation of a GenBank genome assembly